AUGGUCGAACGCAAAUGCCGAUCGAUUCCUGACAUCACCUUUACAAACGCCGACUUCCAUGCACCCGACCCUGAUCAUGAUGACCCUAUGGUCAUCACAGCUAGUAUCGCUCGGUAUGAUGUCGGCAAGGUCCUCGUCGACCAAGGGAGUUCGGUCAACAUUUUGUACUGGUCCACCUUUCGGAAAAUAGCCCUAUUUGAGGAUCUCAUCGCCCCGUUUAACGAACAAAUCGUAGGAUUCUCAGGAGAAAGAGUGGAUACCAGAGGAUACCUGGACCUGCGAACUCGGCUCGGAACAAGUCGGGAAGCACCUGAACUUCGAAUUCGGUUCCUGCUGGUCGAGGCAAAUACAUCGUAUAACGCCCUACUAGGACGACCUUGCCUGAAUGCGUUCGGGGCAAUUGUAUCCACUCCUCACCUCGCCAUGAAAUUUCCGACAGAGCACGGUGACAUUUGUACCGUAAGGGCAGAUCAACGAACAGCCCGACAGUGUUAUGUGGCGGGGCUGAAAGUAACCCCUUUCAUUCCAACUAGAAGGACAACAGGAGUCGAGGCAGCGGCAGUCGACUUGGACCCCCGAACCAAUAUAGACGAGCGUCUUCUUCCGCAAGGCGAAGUUAAACUCCUCUCCUUGACGAGUGACGCAUCUAAAACCACUACCAUUGGCGGGGACCUCACCUCAAGCGAUGAACGCGAUCUGGAGCGUAUACUACGGAACCAUGCCGAUUUAUUUGCAUGGACGACCGCCGACAUGCCAGGAAUUCACCCCGGGGUCAUGGCCCACAGAUUAUCCAUCUUCCGGGAGGCACGGCCUGUCGACCAGAAAAAGCGACGGUUCGGGGAGGAGAAGCGCAAAGCCAUUCAAGCGGAGGUCGAGAAGUUGAUGAACGCCCAGUUUAUCAGAGAGUUAACUUACACUACGUGGCUGUCAAACGUAGUCAUGGUUAAGAAGUCAAAUGGCCAGUGGAGAAUGUGUGUCGACUUCACAGAUCUCAACAAGGCAUGUCCCAAAGAUUCAUAUCCCCUACCUAGCAUCGAUCGUUUGGUAGAUGGAGCUUCAGGUCAUGUUAUACUGAGUUUUCUCGACGCUUAUUCAGGAUACAACCAGAUCCCAAUGUACAAACCAGAUCAAAACAAGACGGCCUUCAUUACCGAACGCGCUAAUUACUGUUAUGAGGUAAUGCCGUUUGGAUUGAAGAAUGCCGGGGCCACUUACCAGCGCCUCAUGGAUAAAGUAUUCCAUCAUCAAAUAGGACGAUGUAUGGAUGUGUAUGUCGACGACAUGGUUGUUCACAGCCAUUCUAUGGAGCAACACCUGCAGGAUUUGAAGGAAGUGUUUGGCCAACUUCGACGAUACAGCCUGCGCCUUAACCCUUCCAAGUGCACUUUCGGCGUUCCCGCCGGUAAGUUCUUGGGCUUCAUGCUCACGCGUCGAGGCAUUGAAGCAAAUCCGGACAAGUGCAGCGCUGUACUCAACAUGACGGCUCCGCAAACUUUAAGGGAUGUGCAGCGUCUGGUGGGGCGACUUACAGCUUUGUCCCGGUUCAUCCCGAAGCUCGCCGAGCACAUCAAACCCAUCCUGAAGAAUUUAAAAAAGGGCACCACCCGACACUGGGACGAUGAUUGUGAAGCAGCAUUCGACACUGUCAAACGCAUUCUCACAAGUCCUCCGAUUAUGGCUCGGCCGGACGAUGGAUCUGACUUACAGCUGUACAUUGCGGCAUCCCACCACGCUGUUAGUGCUGCCUUGAUACAGGAAGCACCCUCCCUUAAACUUAUAUACUUCGUCAGUCGUACGCUGCAGGGGGCCGAAGAGCGCUAUUCUCGAAUUGAGAAAAUUGCCCUGGCAUUGCUCACCGCUUCUCGACGCCUCCGCCCGUAUUUCCAAAGUCAUCAAGUGAUAGUCCGCACAGACCAUCCCAUUGCCAAGAUCCUUCGCAAACCCGACUUGGCAGGAAGGAUGGUCUCCUGGUCCGUAGAACUGUCAGAAUUCGGACUCCGCUACGAGCCGCGUGGGUCCGUCAAGGGUCAACACUUAGCAGACUUUGCGGCUGAGUCGCUACCCCCCCCAGAGGACUCAAUCACCAAUUGGCUACUCAGUGUAGACGGAUCCUCCGGCAAAAACGGGGGAGGAGCCGGUAUCGUUCUAGAAGGACCAGAUGGUUUAGUUAUCGAGCAAGCCAUCACCUUCAAUUUCCCAGCUAGCAAUAACCAGGCCGAAUACGAAGCCUUGAUUGCUGGCCUAUCCCUAGCCAGGGAGCUCACGGUUGAUCGUUUAGAGUGUCGGAUGGACUCGAAGUUGGUAGUCGGCCACGUGAACGGAACCUAUCAAGUCAAAGAUAAUCAGCUAUUACGUUAUUUCCACAAGGCUCAAUCCUUACUCCGAAAUUUCGUCGAGGUUAACGUCAUCCAUGUACCCAGGGAACAAAACGCAAAAGCAUAUCUCUUGUCUAAAUUGGCUCAUUCCAAGGAGCGAGCACCGCUAUCCUCAAUCAUUAAGAUGACGCUCGAUAGUCCUGUGGUGGAAGCGUUCGUCACCAAUCUAUCGACACCUACAACAGAUUGGCGCCAGAAUAUUAAGGAUCUUAUGGAAAAACAAGACAAUGGAGACAGCAUUUCUGUGGUUGAUUCCAAGCGCAUUGCACGUUUUGUGUGUAUAGGUGACGACCUAUACCGUCGCGGCUAUGGCACUCCUCUGUUGAAGUGCAUUUCAGAGGAAGAGGCAAACUACGUACUGCGCGAGUUACACACCGGGAUAUGCGGGUUGCACUCUGGCAAACGGACCAUGAGAGCACGUGUUCUCCGCGCGGGAUAUUAUUGGCCUACGCUCGACCACGACUGUGAAACAUUCGUCAAGAGCUGUAUUUCCUGUCAGGCCCAUGGUCACGACAUCCACGCACCUCCCGAAGAUUUGCACCAUAUCGUCUCUCCCUGGCCGUUCGCUCAGUGGGGUCUCGACAUAGUUGGACCGCUGCCGAUCGCCAAAGCGCAAAACAAGUUCCUCCUAGUAGCGGUCGACUACUUCACAAAAUGGAUAGAAGCCGAGCCGUUAUCCGUUAUCAGUGCCCAACGAGUACAGAAGUUCAUCUGGCGUCUCAUCUGUCGAUUCGGCCUCCCUAAGAAAAUCAUCACCGACAACGGUCGCCAAUUCGUUGAGCGUAAACUAGAAGAUUUCCUUAGCCAGUUAGGCAUCCAAAUUGUCACCUUAUCCGUCGAACAUCCUCAAACUAACGGCCAAGCAGAGGCCGCGAACAAAGCCAUACUGACAGAGUUAAAGAAGCGACUUGGUGAAGCCAAAGGUUUAUGGGUGGAGGAACUACCAGAGGUUUUAUGGGCGUACAGAUGCACACCUCACGGCUCUACAGGGGACACCCCAUUCAACCUGACUUACGGCACUGAUGCAUGCUCCCAAUCGAAGUUGGCGAGCCUUCAUUAA
Molecule: messenger RNA, 3435 nt
Organism: Vigna angularis (adzuki bean)
Lineage: Eukaryota; Viridiplantae; Streptophyta; Magnoliopsida; Fabales; Fabaceae
Exons: 1
Coding region: 1-3435 (1144 amino acids)
Biological process (GO): DNA integration
Molecular function (GO): nucleic acid binding; RNA-DNA hybrid ribonuclease activity
Source: RefSeq, a predicted model, not a curated record